AUGUUCAGAUUUUCUAUUCCGUCGAGGGCUAGCGUGUGGGCGUUUUUCUCGUCCAUUCCCGCCUGCAUUGGUUUCCUGUUCUCCAGACCCACUCCCCCCACAGAAAAACCUGACGAGGAAUUUCUAUCCCUGGACCUCGCUGAAAAUGACUAUCUAUACCGGGUAAGAAGAGGCUCGCGGAUCGUUUAUAUUUCCAUUCUCGAUGGGAGUAUAAUUCCCGAUGAAUAUAAGACUGGCUUCUGCCUUCUUAAGACUCUCCGGAGACUCCCAGAGUGGGAUGAAGAGUGGAAAACACUCACUGUGAGGAGGAUUGCCCCGGCUAUGGCUAUCGAGAGCACUAGAGACGAAUUCUUGCCACAUGGCCUGAAUCUUGAAAAUUUGAACAUGCCAAGCGCCACACCCUUUUUCAGCUUUCUAGAUUUGCCCAGGAUAUCUCGAAUUAGUGAUCGCCUGUUCCGGGUGAUGUGUGACGGUGAAAUCUGCAUCCUGAAAAUUGCAAAAUUCAAGCAUGAAUUAUCAUACUUACACCAGGAGAUUUCAGUGUAUUUAAAACUGUCCGACUUCGCACAAGCUCCGAAGUUUGUUGGGGUUGUCUAUGAAGAAACUAAAAAUCGAACAAUUGGCUUUUUGAUAGAGGCUAUCUCAGGAAGACACCCAGAUAUAAAUGAUUUUGAAGCCUGCAAAAAGACAGUUGGUUUGCUGCAUACCCAUGGCAUCAUACAUGGAGAUCUGAACAGAUACAACUUCCUAAUUAACACCCAUGCACAGGUCUUUGACUUAGAAAAUUCAGUUCUGAAAGAAGAUGCAGAUCCAGCAGCAGCCGAAGAAGAGAUGCAGUCUCUUGAAGUUAUGCUCCAAGAUGAGUCGGAUAUUGGCGGGCGUUGGGAGCGGCAUGUAGGCACUGAUGUCUUGAAUUAG
Molecule: messenger RNA, 918 nt
Organism: Ophidiomyces ophidiicola
Lineage: Eukaryota; Fungi; Ascomycota; Eurotiomycetes; Onygenales; Onygenaceae
Exons: 2
Coding region: 1-918 (305 amino acids)
Source: RefSeq, a predicted model, not a curated record